UUUUAAAUUAACUUUUCCUCCGACAACCGACCCAGUAACUCGGCUUUGGGUUAUAGCUUCAAAGCCCUAACUCGUGCUUCACUGCGUCUGUGCGAUCACCCCGUCGAAGGAUCUGCGCGGAACAGGAGCAUUUUGUUGAAUUUUUGUUCGUAUGAUGUCAAUCGCCGGGAGAAAUGAUUUCGAUGGGAUUGAGAUAGACGAUUACUUCUAAUCAACCGGUUUCUCAAAAGGAAUAGCUUACGGUUUUACUUUGUGCAUGAUUGCUGUGGGUUUUUCUUAUUUUGGGAAAUGGAAUUAUUAAGCUAUGCCAUUCCGGUUUUACUUGGAUAUUUACCUCUUGGAAUUGGGAGUUUUGGUUUAGGGAUGCUUUAAUUUAGUAAUUUAACGCUAGGAGGAUGUGAUAAGGAGUUCGGUUAUGCAUUGGUACUAUACCUUGCAGAAAAUUGCAUUUCGUGUAACCUGGUCUGUUCUGGAUUUAGGAUAAGGAUUUGCUUCUGAAUAUCCCUGGAAUUUCAGAACUUGAAAUUGUAGGAUGAUAUAUGAUCAAUGGUUUUUUGGAAAUCUUAGCAUUGGAUGAGAACUGUUCUUUUUCAGAAUCCGUACACAUGGAAGCAGGGCAACUGUGGGUUUAUCCAAUUUUAAGCCAUGCUAGUCUGAUUUUCUUAAACCACCUUUUGAUUAUGUACCCUAUUUUUUAAACCACCUUUUGAUUAUGUUUCAUCACUAUUUCUUUGUAACACUGUCUUUUUAGCUUAUUGAUAUAACUUAUGAUUUUUUGGUCACUUCAUGCUAUUUUGUUGAUUAAAUCGUUGAUAAAUUAUCAGGAAAUGUCAUGGUAAUACCUGAACUUCGUUCAAUAUGCUGCGUCAUCUCGUUAUCGACGGCAUUAAUAGUUUAACUUUGUUCAAUAGGUAAUGCCUGAACAUUGUCCAAUAGGCUGCGUCGUCUGGUUAUCGACGGGAGUAAUAGUUUAACUCUGGGAUUGGAGUACUCUUCCGUGUUUUAUUGUACUUGUCAUGUAAAUAUGGCUGAAGUGGUCGAUGAUGUCCUGGGAAUUUAAGCUCUAGCUAGUGGGGUUUUUUUUUGGUUGUGUUACCUUAAGAACAAACCAUGUCCAUGACUUUUAGAAUGUGACUUGCUAUCUGGCAUCUAAUGCAUGAAAAUCUCUGCUAAGGUGUUAGGAUUUUGUCCAGUGAUGGGUCUUUACCAACUUGCUAGAGAUUUUAGUCUUGUGCUUGAAUGCAGGUGUUUUAUUUCAGUCUUGAGAUUUCUUUUUAAUCUGACUGGAUUGUUGCAUAAAAGUUUCAAUUGGUUUGAAUUUUGUUGUUUGACAAAUGCACUCAGCUCUCUUUGCAUGAUUAUACAACCCUUUCUUGCCUUUUCUGCCUUUUGAAAUUCCUAGAGUUUCUUGAAUGCCUUAGAUAUCUUCCAUUUGUUUGAAGUUCCACCUAUUGCUUGUUUGGACCUCAAUGGAGUUUUAACUGGCCUGUUUGUUAGUGACACGUUUUGGUUGUUUGUAAAUGUGUGUUUCAGGUGAUUGAGGGACUUCUGGAACCAUGAGUGAACCACCUUUUACAAUUCAAAUUAGUACCAAUUUAGUUAACCAGCUUGCCGAGGAAAGUGUGAAAGCAAAGAAGAAAACUAAGAAACCAAAACCAGAGCUACCAAGAGAACCUAGAAAUCCGCAGAAAUCUCAGUCUAAGCAACUCUCUGAUGAUUCUGAAGUUGUUAGCGCGCCACCUCCAACUGGAUGGCUUCAGUCGCCUCUUUACAUGCCCCUUCCUCCUCAACAGUCUUCUCAGGCAGAGUUAGAUGCCAUUCGAUCUGUCCUGAAAGAAAGUGAAAACGUGGUGGAGAGGCUGCAGAAGCAAGAGGAGAACUUGCUGAAGGAAGUUACUGAAAGAGCAAAGGAUCUUCAUGAUAAGGAGUUCAAGCUUCCACAGCAGAAGCCUGUUCCCUGUUUAGAUAAGCUGGAGGCCUGCAAGCAGUGCUACAAUGAAAACAAGAAUGCCCCUCUGAAAUGUCGCUUUGUAGUUGGCAGUUAUGCUGAUUGUGUCAACAAAGUUAGGCAGCUCGUCUACUCGAAUGAUAAAUAGGUGCUUAAUGAAUGAGGAGUUAUGCUCUUAGUACAAGCUGAACUGCUGCACUUUCUGUGAAUUCAAGAUUUUGUGGUGCGAAUAAUUCAAAACUCUCAUUUUGUUGGACUGCUUGGGCUGGAAUUUCUUGCUCAUCUUGUUCCUUAUACCUUGCCUCUUUGUUGCGACGCCUGAUGUAUUCUUCUGAUUGCAUUCGAUCUAACUUAGCUCUACGACUAGUUUGCCUGAUAAUGAACAUCAGCCUAACUGAUUCCUUAACAUGGGAGUUUUAAUGUUUAAUAUGACCAUUUCUACUUGGUUCAAGUUUGUGCUCCACACCGAAGUGUGGACUUUCUGGACCUUACGUUUACUUUCUUGCUUCAUGUAUCGCUCUUCUAAAGUUUGUAUGUUUCACGGAUGAUAAUGAAAAGGUGACCUAGAUCAUAGCUUUUCA
Oldenlandia corymbosa var. corymbosa is the source of this 2529-nucleotide messenger RNA. NCBI's taxonomy places the organism in Eukaryota, Viridiplantae, Streptophyta, Magnoliopsida, Gentianales, Rubiaceae. The record is from the annotation of a GenBank genome assembly.